Molecule: messenger RNA, 2912 nt
Organism: Corythoichthys intestinalis (scribbled pipefish)
Lineage: Eukaryota; Metazoa; Chordata; Actinopteri; Syngnathiformes; Syngnathidae
Gene: xkr5b
Product: XK related 5b
Exons: 13
Coding region: 106-2334 (742 amino acids)
Biological process (GO): apoptotic process involved in development; phosphatidylserine exposure on apoptotic cell surface; engulfment of apoptotic cell
Cellular component (GO): plasma membrane
Source: RefSeq, a predicted model, not a curated record
CUCUCUAUCCUAAGCACCAGAACAGCUGCGGUCCGCCAAGCCUCUACCUGGACUGGCUGUUCCGGCGCUAAGGGUGUGAGCCCAGAGGGGGUUGAGGGGUCCGCCAUGAGGGACUACUCAGCCCCUGCGAGCCAAGGAGGCUCCUGUGUGGUCUGCUGCCAAGUUUGUGUCUUCUUCUUCACUGCGGUCCUCAUUGUCGCAGAGAGGACGGCGCUGAUCUACUGCUUUGUGUACUAUUUGUGGGUGGGUCACAACUACUGCUACGCCCAUUUGGCUGGCUUCACUGCACUAUUUCUGUUACCAGGUUGGGGUCCACAAUGGCUCAGCUACCUGUGGUACCUCUCAGAUGGACGAAUUCGCAGAAAGUCUCUCACCUGGACUCAUAUACUGCAUUUAGGUAUCUUCAAAAGGCUGUGGGAGUGCAUGCGUCUUCCAGACAUGGACGUGUACGGAGAGAUCAUGCAGCAAGCUGAUGUGUCUGCCUUACGCCUGUUUGAGGCUUUGGUGGUCACCCUCCCAGAAACACUGCUGCACACAUACGUGCUUAUUUGCACUGAUAUAGGCAUCAAAUCUCCAGCAUCAGUGUGUUUCGCUGUGUGUUUAUUAUCUUUGGCCUGGGCGUUGGUAUUGUACGCCAGAGCGUGUACCCUCAUCAGACCGGGACACCUGCAAAUGACCCCAGCUGCCAUCUUCUGUCGACUCCUGUGGAGGGUCAGCAUGUUGGGGUCCCGAUUUGGUGUUCUCAUGCUUUUUGCGCGGGUCUUUAAACAGUGGGUUCUUGGAGUUAUAGGUGUUCACUGGUUGGGGGCGACAUUUUGGAUGGUGUCCCAGCAGACUGACAUCAUACGUUCAACUAGUCGAUGGAGACUCUUCAAUCUGAUCCUUGGAGCCAUUCACAUCUUUUUUUUCCUUAACGUGAAAUACGGGCCAUCACGUCUCCGAAUGGCUGGCUUCUAUCUGGUAAUGUUUGUAGAGAACAUUAUUCUCCUGCUGGCCUCGUCCUGGUUGUUCAGCAUGGUGUCAUGGGAUACAGUGGCCAUUCCGGCCGCGGUUCUCUGCAGUUUUCUUAUUGGUGUGAUCUCGUUGGUGCUGUAUUACCGCUUCCUCCACCCCAAAUCCUUUGAGAUCUUUCAGAGUAUUCGCCGCAGAGGGAUCAGCGGUGCCUGCAUGGAGAGCGGCUCUAUCCUCUCGUUGGAGGAGAAAGUCACACCUACCUUCCAUCGCCAUGCGACUCUGUCUGGAGGUGGCACUCUCAUGGACCUCCCACCCCAGUGGGAGGGCUGGAGGCAUCAUCACUGGCUGUUGAUUCGUUUGGCUCUGAAAACAGGGGACGUGCCCAAGAUCUGGUCAUUAUACGGAGAAGGAGGUCUUGCUGGACUCAUGGGUCUGUGUGAAGAACUCCACUAUGGCAAUGAAGCUCGUCGUGUACCACAGGUUCGACGCAUUUCACCACAAGUUCCUCAUGUCCACCAACCCCCUCCUCAGCCACCUCCACCUCAAGUGACCCCAGCUCCACAGGAGAAAGAAGUGGCACCACCACCGAAGCCAGCUCCCACCAACGUCAUCGCCAGACCUGUGAGAAAAGCGCCGCCCACAAAGAUCCACGAUAUCCGACUGGUUCCAGAGAUCAUCCCGGUACACGAGGCCAUUCUUGAAGAAAUCACAGAAGAUUUCAGCGCCCCACACACAGAAGAUAAAGGUGAGGAAGAUUUCCAUAGUGCUAUUUACGGUUCACCUACCCUUUCAUCACCUGCCCAACCGGGAAGUCUUCACAACAUUGACAGCCACGCCGCCACCCUAACCGAGAAGUCUUCCUCCGCGGCAUCCUUGGACAUCAAAACUCCCGGCUGGUCACCCGAACGUCGCUCCCCGCUCUUGCUCAGCUCACCAGAUAAGAAAUCUGCCACACCGUUAGACCCUAACACUACUUCAUAUUUCAGUGUAGAUGCACCCUCUCCCUCUAGUGGGAGUUAUUUAGGUUGGGGGUCCGAGCUGUCACCAUUUUCCACCAACAGAAGCCCCUACCGCAUUAGGGAGGCUCGUUUCGUCACGUCUACCCCGCGUCCGGAAUCCCGAGCGGGGGCAGAUAGUCCGAGUCUGGCCCCGGUUGUGAUUAUCCCCGCUACGCCCGGUACGACGCCACGCGCGACCCCCGGUGGAACCCCUGGUUCCAUCACUCCAGCGGCCUCCACCCCCACUGCUUCCACUCCUGGUGCCGCUACCCCUGCUAGUGCCACAACACCAAGCACCCCGAUUGUCCCGCUUACCCCGGUCAUCUCCCAUGCCCGCAAACAGAUGGUUCAGUUUGUUGACAGCAGAGAGAGAGCAGUGUAAAGAGCAGGGGGUUUACAGCAUUCACUGUCCACAACAUUAAGGUACACUUGCAAAAUAUGUAUCAUGUAUGUCCGUAGUAUUUUCCUUCAUUGGUUCACUGGUGGAUCUUUUGUGUUGAAUCGUGAUCAAACAGGGGUGUGCAAGGUUUGGCUGGCGGUCAUCUACUGUUCUUUGAAUCUUUGACUACAAGUGACAGCGAUAGACAUCAAAUCCAUUUUGAACAUGGUUAGCAGCGAAUGAACAUUUUUGUUAUGUGCUUCCUCAAUCUAAAUUCAUUUAAGGCCAAGAGUUGAGUGGAACAACACUUCUUUAUUCAGUGUGCUUCUCAUCACAUGUGCCCACAACUCAUCACUUAUUUUCCUUUUUACUGUAAUACCACACCCACAGGGCUAUGGCAACAGCAGUGUGAAAUAAUCAUCCUCUGCCACCCUCCCACUUCAAAUGGAUUGGAUGUCUACUAGUGAUAAACAUUUGAUUUCACAUCGCAAAUGGCAGUGAAAGAGUUACUGUAAUCCAGCCCGCCUAGCAUUUACAGUGGGGCAAAUAAGUAUUUAGUCAACCACUAACUGUGCAAGUUC